Messenger RNA from Eriocheir sinensis (Chinese mitten crab), 4636 nucleotides. RefSeq names its product prolyl endopeptidase-like. The record is from RefSeq and is a predicted model, not a curated record. NCBI's taxonomy places the organism in Eukaryota, Metazoa, Arthropoda, Malacostraca, Decapoda, Varunidae. Gene Ontology annotation, biological process: proteolysis. The transcript is spliced from 14 exons. Gene Ontology annotation, molecular function: serine-type endopeptidase activity; oligopeptidase activity. The coding region runs from base 79 to 2346 and encodes 755 amino acids. Gene Ontology annotation, cellular component: cytosol.
ACGUCCCAGCGCCAUCAUCGUCAUCAUCAGCCGCGGCGUUGUUAUGGUCGGUCAAGAAGAAGUCGAGGCGAGUUAUUAAUGCUUGUUAGUGGCCUGGCGGUUCGUCUUUUCCCUUCAAUAAUCUUCUACUGCCGCCGAGGGACACGCACCACGCCCUGGACUGCAUUACUUGGAGGCCACAGACAGAGCAGCCACGUCAUCCAGAAGCAGCUGACAAUGGAGUAUCCGAGUGUGAGGCGCGGGGACACUGUGGAGGAGCUGCAUGGCAUCAAGGUACCAGACCCCUAUAGGUGGCUGGAGGACCCUGACUCGGAGGAAGCAAGGGCGUUUGUCGAGGCCCAGAACGCCCUGACGGUGCCGUACUUGGAGCGCUGCAGCAUGAGGGAGAGCAUCAAGGAGCGACUCACCAAGCUCUGGGACUACCCCAAGUACUCCUGCCCCUUCCGGCGAGGCGACCGCUACUUCUUUUUCAUGAACUCUGGCCUCCAGAAUCAAAGUGUGAUAUAUGUGCAGGACUCUCUGGAGGGCGAGCCACGUGUGUUCCUCGACCCCAACACCCUCUCUGAAGACGGCACAGUGGCUAUCUCUGGUUCAGCCUUCAGCGAGGAUGGGGAGAUCUAUGCUUACGGCCUGUCCUCCAGCGGCUCAGACUGGAUCACCGUGCAUUUCAAGAAGGUUUCCACUGGGGAGGACUACCCUGAGGUGCUACACAAGGUCAAGUUCUCCAGCCUGGCUUGGACCCACGACCACAAGGGAAUCUUCUAUGGGAGAUACAUAGACCAUGAGGGCACAGCGGAUGGGACAGAGACAGUGAGCAAUGAGAACCAGAAGCUGUUUUACCAUCGCAUCGGCACAAAACAGGAGGAGGACGUGCUGGUGGUGGAGUUCCCCGAUCACCCCAAGUGGCGGAUUGGCUGUCGGGUGAGUGAGUGCGGGGGCUACCUGUUGGUGCUCCCCCGCGAGGGCUGCCGCGACAACCUCCUCUAUUUCGCCCCGCUCCCCCACCACUGCCCCCCCGACCCCCCACACCUCCCUCUCACCCUCACCUGCGUUGUCGACAAGUUUGAGGCCGAUUACCAGUACAUCACCAAUGACGGGUCAGUCUGUGUCUUCCGCACCAACAAAGGCGCCCCAAACUACAGGCUGGUGAAGAUUGACCUAGCCUCACCUGCACCCGAGCACUGGGUCACCCUCGUCCCGGAGCAUGAGAGGGACGUGCUGGAUUGGGCGGCGUGUGUGCAUCAGGACAAGCUGGUCAUCUGCUACAUAUCGGACGUCAAGAGUGUGCUUCAGCUACACAGCCUCGUCACCGGGGAGCUGCUGGUGCGCCUUCCCCUGGACAUGGGCACGAUCAGCAACUAUUCCGGGAAGCGUCACCACUCUGAGAUGUUCUACCAGUUCACGUCCUUCCUCUCCCCGGGCAUCAUCUACCACCUUGACCUCACCCAGAAACCCCUCAAACCCAAAGUGUUCAGGGAGAUCAAAAUCGACGGCUUCGACCCUUCAGAGUUCGAGACACGGCAGGUCUUCUACCCCAGCAAGGACGGCACCAAAGUCCCCAUGUUCCUGGUGCACGGGAAGGACUUACCCAACACCGGAGACGCCCCAACCCUUCUCUAUGGCUACGGGGGCUUCAACAUUAGCAUCCAGCCUUCUUUCAGCAUCUCCAGAGUCGUCUUCCUGCAGCUGUUCAAAGGCAUAGUGGCGGUACCUAACAUCAGAGGAGGAGGGGAGUAUGGCGAGGCUUGGCACAACUCCGGGCGUCUCCUCAACAAGCAGAACGUGUUUGACGACUUCCAUGCGGCGGCCGAGUUUGUGAUCCGCGAGGGGCUGACCAAACCGCCGCGCAUCAUCAUCCAGGGCGGCUCCAAUGGUGGGCUGCUAGUGGGGGCCGCCAUGAACCAGCGGCCGGACCUGUUCGGGGCGGCCAUCGCGCAAGUCGGAGUGAUGGACAUGCUCCGCUACCACAAGUUCACCAUCGGGUACGCCUGGUGCUCCGACUACGGCAACCCGGACGAGAAGGAGAACUUUGACAACAUCUACAAGUACUCUCCGCUUCACAACAUACAGGUUCCUUCCAAUGGCGUACAGUACCCGGCGACACUCCUGCUCACGGCGGACCAUGACGACAGGGUGGUUCCGCUACACUCCUUCAAGUUCAUCUCCGAGCUGCAGCACCGCGUUGGUCACCUGCCGUCCCAGAAAAAUCCGCUCCUCAUUCGCAUCGAGACCAAAGCGGGACACGGAGGGGGCAAGCCGACCAAGAAAGUGAUCGAGGAGCACACCGACAUCUACAGCUUCGUCAUGCUAGCGCUGGGCCUGGACCCUUCGCCGUCACCCUCGUAGGCGACCCGGCCUGCUCAAGUGUACCUCUCGCGCCUCUUGACUUCAUCUGCUCCUCCCUGGAAUUACAAAUCUCCUUCCUCUUUUAGUUAGAUGUCUUUUCCUUUUUAUUGCUCCAAAAUUUCUGCUUGCUAGUUCAUCUCCUUCAAUUUACCCUUUUUUCUUUCUUUCUCAUUCUUUUUCCUCUAAGUCUCUCUCUCUCAGUAGCAAGUUCUUCGUCUGUCUUCACUGCAUCUGUAUUUUUUUCUAAUUUUUCCCUUCUUUUUGUAUGGUCGUUAGGUUUGAGUUAGUUUUAUUUAUUCAUGUAUUUCUUUGUUCUUUGUUUUCGAGUGUUAGUUAGUUAGUCAAGUUCGUCGCUGUUGCUCAGAGUCCGUUCAGGUUUUGACACUUCCUCAGGUAACUAAUUUUUCUGCAAUGUCGCUCUGUCUUUUCUAUUUCUCUAUCUCCUUCAUUUUUCCUUUUGAUUUCUUUAUUUCUACCCUAAUUCUUAUUUUCCGUUCCUUAAUUUUCACUUUUUUUCUGCUUAAUUUACUUUUGCAUUAUCUUUUUUUUUCUAUUCCUGUUAUUUUUCCUUUAUAGCUCUUCAUUUUUGCUUCAUUUUUCCUUUCUGUUCCUCUAUUUCAACUUCCUUCUACUUACUUAACUUCUUCAUUAUCCAUCUUUUCUAUUCCUUCUUCCUUUUCUAUUCCUUCUUCCUUUCCUAUCCCUUCUUCCUUUUCUGUUCCUUCUAUUCCUCCUCUCCUUCAUUUUCUUGUGGCGUAUAUUGGUUCAGGCUUCAUUCAGGAGGGCAGCUCAGUCAAAGUUACGUCUAGCAAAGAUUUUUCGACUUUUUUAAACACACAACACACACCGGAUUUGAAGUGCCCGGGAUGGACAGAUUGGGUGCCACGCGUAAUUCCGGAAAAUUCGUCAGUCAUUCUUAUAUUUAGAUCAUUUAUAUUCGUUACUAUGUUCAUAAUUAGUUCCAGAGUAUUAAUUUUUUACUAAGAAACUAAUUAUCAUCUUCCCAAAUCCUGGCUCCUUCCUUCCUCUUCUUCUUCAUUUCUAGUUCAUCUUGUUCCAUUCUUGAGGUCGAACUUGCACUUCCCCUCCUCCAUCUUGCUCAGUGGGUACAGUGCUAAUUUUUUCCCUAUUUCUAACACUUCCAAGUCUUGAGUCACUGUUCCUCUCCAUGUUCUCCUUCUGCCCUCUCUCUCUGUCUCUUCUCACAUACUCAAACCAUUGCAGCCUUCUCUGUCUCACUGUUAUCUCUCUCCAAUAUGAACACACUAACCAACACAAAUGAUCUUGAGUCACUGUUCCUCUCCAUGUUCUCCUUCCACCCUCUCUCUCUGUGUCUCUCUUCUUAACAUGUCCGAAGCAUUGCAACCUUCUCUGUUUCACUCUCACCUGUAUCUGUCUCUAAUCACAAACACACCAACCAAUACAAAUGAUCUAAGUUAACAUAGUGACUGACGAACUCUCUGACAUCACACACGGUUAGGCAGGUCGAUAUUUUCAUUACAAAACGUACAGUAGUCAUUUUCGUACACUGUGAGGGCGAGGAGGUUCAGAUUCCACCACCCCAGCACUUGCUCACCACACCACUGACAGUACAGCAUCAACAGGUUCAUACAUAAUGGGAUCUGAAUGACAAAUAGGGUUCAAUGCAUACGUGAUCAGAUGCCCCCAAUUCCACCUGUAUCCCACCUUUCCUUGACCUUUAACCUAACUUGACCUUGCUUCUAACGCCAAGCCAAGGGGGGGUGUAAAGUAGUGCGUGCCAGCUCAUUGGUGCCAUAGGAGUCCGGGUUUAUAAGUGGCACUGCCCAAGCUAAGGAGUGCCAUGGGCCCAGUGUCAUAGUCCAGCACAGUGUCUUUGUAUGCUGCUAAACCUAACUGUAUUUCCUCCAUGCUGGUCAGGGUUGGACUUGGCACCAGAAGCAUAUAUUCAGUGACUUCCUGUAUAGUUUUCUCAAAUUUCUUAGCUUCUACAUGAACAUCAAACACUUUACUACUCCUUCAAGGGACUUUCUCUAUCUGUAAUAUCUGGUAUCUGUAAAACUCUCCAUAGUGAUCAGGCUUUCAACUUGGCACCAGAAGCUUAUAUUCAGUGACUUCCUGUAUAGUUUUCUCAAAUUUCUUUGCUUCUACAUGAACAUCAAACACUAUACUACUCCUUCAAGGGACUUUCUCUGUCUGUAAAAUUCUCCAUAGUGAUCAGGCUUUUGACUUGGCACCAGAAGCAUAUAUUCAGUGACUUCCUGUAUAGUUUUCUCAAAUUUCUUUGCUUCUACAUGAACAUCAAACACUA